AUGGCUUCUUCAUUGAAAGGACCCAAUACACAAGUGUCAGACUUUACCUUACAAAGACGUACACAGGCUUUAUCUCGACUCUACAAGCUGGCCUUUGUGUCUAUUGGUGUUUCCUGUGUAUCAAUGGUCCUAGGAAUUGUUAUAUUGGUCCUCUCUAGCGGCGCCGAUUUCCCCGUUAUAUCUGGGGCUCCUUUGUGGGCGGGAGCAGUGUUUUCAGUGACUGGCGUGUUAGGUAUUCUGGCAUCAAAAGAAGACGUGCGUUAUGGGUUUAUACCACCUCCAAGAACACGAUGCUUGUUGAUCUCCCACUACACCCUUUGUAUCACAUGCUUUAGUGUAUGUGGAAUAUGCUUCGGUUACUCUAUAGGAAGUGUUACUAUGUGUUCGUCAUCAAAAGAAAAUUGCGGCACAAACGCAGACCAACAAAUCAUCCUUAACUUCAUCGCUAUUUUCAUCGCUUUCUUCAUGGUCAUAUGUGUUUUCCUUGGAUCCAUAUUUUUCUGUGUCUAUAAAAAGACAUUCGGACUGUACAGUCCGAGAGAAAUGCUUUUUCAAAGCAGAAUCGCUGAUUUAGAGGACAGGAUUCGAACUAUGGAAAACCAGAACUAUCAACAACAGACGCAGGAUGGCUUUGGAGGUCAAUACAGCUACAAUAGCUUCUCUACCCCCACCGCCCCUCCACCAGCUUAUUCCAAGUGAAUACUGACAA
Messenger RNA from Saccostrea echinata, 709 nucleotides. RefSeq lists its product as uncharacterized. The record is from RefSeq and is a predicted model, not a curated record. The transcript has 4 exons. NCBI's taxonomy places the organism in Eukaryota, Metazoa, Mollusca, Bivalvia, Ostreida, Ostreidae. The coding region runs from base 1 to 699 and encodes 232 amino acids. Gene Ontology annotation, cellular component: membrane.